Molecule: messenger RNA, 2813 nt
Organism: Ilex paraguariensis (yerba mate)
Lineage: Eukaryota; Viridiplantae; Streptophyta; Magnoliopsida; Aquifoliales; Aquifoliaceae
Source: the annotation of a GenBank genome assembly
AGAUUAAAAGAUUUGGUGAGAUGGCCCGCAAACUAAGGUUUUUCAGAGAACAAAUGUUAAAGGCAGGUUUGUCACCUUCAGCAGGUUCUGUCACGCAAAUUGAUAUUGAUGUGGAUGACCUUGAGGUGAAACUUGGAGAACUUGAAGUUGAGCUGAAUGAAAUAAAUUCGAACAAUGAAAAGUUGCAACGUUCUUAUAGUGAACUGUUAGAAUAUAAGCUUGUUCUGGAGAAGGCUGGUGAGUUUUUUCAUCUAGCCCAUAGCAGUGCUACAGCUCAGCAGAGAGAAUAUGAAUCAGGCCAGACUGGUGAAGAAUCCUUGGAGACUCCGCUGUUGUCGGAGCAGGAAAUGGCAACUGACCUAUCUAAGCAAGUUAAGUUGGGGUUUAUCGCUGGCCUUGUUCCGAGGCAGAAAUCUAUGGCGUUUGAGAGGAUUAUAUUUCGUGCUACCAGGGGAAAUGUGUUUCUGAACCAGGUUGCUGUUGAGGAUGCUGUCAUUGAUCCUGUUUCAGGAGAGAAGGUUGAGAAAAAUGUGUUUGUGAUCUUCUUUUCUGGAGAUAGAGCAAAGAACAAAAUUCUUAAAAUAUGUGAAGCAUUUGGAGCAAAUCGCUACCCUUUCCCAGAGGACCUGAGCAAACUAUCUCAAGUGAUCACAGAGGUCUCUGCAAGACUCUCAGAACUAAAGACUACAAUAGAUGCUGGGCUGCUGCAACGUCACCAUUUGUUACAAACUAUUAGUGAACACUACGAGCGGUGGAACAUUUUGGUGAGGAGAGAGAAAGCCAUUUACCACACCCUAAAUAUGCUUAGCAUUGAUGUAACGAAGAAGUGCCUGGUGGCAGAGGGGUGGAGCCCUAUUUUUGCAACAAAACAGAUUCAGGAUGCAUUGGAACGAGCAACUUAUGUCUCCAACUCGCAAGUUGGUGCCAUUUUCCAAGUUUUGCAUACGAAAGAAUUACCUCCUACUUAUUUUCAGACAAACAAGUUUACUUCUUCUUUUCAAGAGAUUGUUGAUGCCUAUGGGGUAGCCAGGUAUCAAGAAGCAAAUCCUGCUGUCUUCACUAUUAUCACAUUUCCAUUUCUUUUUGCAGUCAUGUUUGGUGACUGGGGGCAUGGUAUCUGCCUGCUACUUGCAACAUUGUAUUUUUUAGUCAGGGAAAAGAAACUAUCCAGUCAGAAACUUGGAGACAUCAUGGAGAUGACCUUUGGCGGUCGAUAUGUAAUUUUGAUGAUGUCACUCUUCUCAAUCUACACAGGUUUUAUCUAUAAUGAAUUCUUCUCAGUUCCAUUCGAAUUAUUUGCUCCCUCAGCCUAUGCGUGCCGUGAUCUUUCUUGCAGUGAAGCUACUACUAUAGGCUUGAUCAAGGUGCGUGACACUUACCCAUUCGGCGUAGAUCCUGAAUGGUAUGGUUCCCGCAGCGAGUUGCCAUUUCUUAACUCGCUGAAGAUGAAAAUGUCCAUCCUUAUUGGUGUAGCUCAAAUGAAUCUUGGAAUAAUUAUGAGCUAUUUCAAUGCCAAAUACUUUCGAAAUAGCGUGAAUAUCUGGUUCCAAUUUAUUCCUCAAAUGAUAUUUUUAAAUGGUCUGUUUGGCUACCUUUCCCUCCUUAUCAUUGUAAAGUGGUGCACUGGUUCACAAGCUGAUCUAUACCACGUAAUGAUAUACAUGUUCCUCAGUCCUACUGAUGACCUAGGUGAAAAUCAGCUUUUUGCUGGCCAGAAGACAGCUCAGCUUGUGCUAUUACUGCUAGCCCUUGUUGCUGUCCCAUGGAUGCUGCUCCCAAGGCCUUUUAUUUUGAAGGCACAGCAUACCAAUAGGCACCGGGGUCAGUCCUAUACAUCCCUUCAGGGCACAGAAGGCUCUUUGCAGUUGGAGGCGAAUCAUGAUUCUCAUGAUCACGAGGAGUUUGAGUUUAGUGAAGUUUUUGUACAUCAACUCAUACAUACCAUAGAAUUUGUGCUUGGGGCAGUCUCAAAUACUGCUUCAUACCUUCGUUUGUGGGCCCUCAGCCUUGCCCACUCCGAGUUGUCAACUGUAUUCUAUGAGAAGGUUCUUCUUCUUGCUUGGGGGUACAACAAUGUACUUAUCCUUAUUGUUGGCAUCAUUGUGUUCGUCUUUGCAACUGUUGGUGUGUUGCUAGUGAUGGAAACACUUAGUGCUUUUCUGCACGCAUUACGACUUCAUUGGGUGGAGUUCCAAAACAAGUUUUAUGAGGGUGAUGGGUACAAGUUCUCUCCAUUCACAUUCACCGUAGUUGGGGAUGAUGAGGAAUGAUAUGUUGAAUAAAAGUUCAAUUGUUGGGAAAAAGUUGAUUGUGCAUAGGUGCGGGAUCUAUUUGAUUUUUCCAUUUGGAUGAGGAUGCAUUGAGAUAUGGCGAUGGAACUGUACCUUCGAGGCGUGGUGGAUGAAGCUUUUGCAUUGUGUACCUGUGCCCUGCCCCUUCUUAUCCCAGUUGGCAAUCUAUUUCAUAUUUUAAGGAAUAAGCAGCCCCAUAGCAAGGCCUGCAGGUAUGUAUAUAAUUGAAGUGACAACCAUGUGCCAUGGUUAGACUGUAUGAUAAGUUGUAGUUAAUUGGAUUGUUCAUUUAAUUUCAAUCGUGGACUAGCUACGAUUUGUUGUAGUGUUAUGGGUAUGUGUACUGGGAUGACAGUCUUCAUUAGAAAACUAUUCGUUUGAUGUUAUGAUUUGAAGAGAAUUUUUUGUGACCCUUGUCCACCAUGGCUAAGCACAGUAAAGAGACUAUUUUCAAGUAUUUUUACCCCUGCGGAUUUAAUGUUCAUUGCAACUGUGGUGCUACGUUGACUGUGAUUUCACUGG